Molecule: messenger RNA, 1521 nt
Organism: Trichogramma pretiosum
Lineage: Eukaryota; Metazoa; Arthropoda; Insecta; Hymenoptera; Trichogrammatidae
Product: phospholipase A1-like
Exons: 5
Coding region: 1-1428 (475 amino acids)
Biological process (GO): lipid metabolic process
Molecular function (GO): lipase activity
Source: RefSeq, a predicted model, not a curated record
AUGUCGUCGUCGUCGCCCAACGGAGCUACGCUCAUCAUCUGCAUCGUAUCGUUGUUGCCGUUUAUUUCCUGCUGCCUCGCGAAUCCCCUGGAUUACAAUGCAAAAAAUUCGGACUACACAAUGGUGGACUCUAAUUCACCGGAUUGGCAGCGACGGUCGUCGUCGCCGCUUCGCAACGUGCAGGACUCGAUCGUCUGUCUGGGCAGUCCGGACGGCUGGGCGCACUAUUUCGAGCAGCUGAUCUGGGACACGACCGAGCCCAGCAACGUGCAGUUUUACUUCGCCACGAGGCGCCAGCGCAACUACACGAUGGUCGAGUUCGUCCCAGUGCAGAAACAGCAGCCAGAGGAAGAUAUUAGUGGCACGACCACGACGACAGCAGCAAUAACAACAACAAAAACAACAACAACAACAACGGUGGAUGCAGCAACAGGAGAUGUGCCAGAAACAGAAAAGAUGAUCUUGGCUAAUCUGGAGUCGAGCGAUUUCGAUAUCGGGCGUGACACUUAUGUGCUGGUGCACGGAUUCAUGUCGAGUGGCUGGGAGCCUUGGCUGAUGCAGAUGAAGGAUGCAUUGCUCGAUUACGCCGAUGCCAACGUCAUCGUGACCGAUUGGCAAAACGGCAGCAAUACGUGGAACUACAUAUCAGCCGCCUCGAGUACCAGAGUCGUUGGGGAAACAGUGGCCAAAUUGCUGAGUAGGCUGAAAGGAAGCAGCAGCGCCGAGUCUCGCGGCAAGAUCCACGUGAUCGGCCACAGUCUCGGUGCACACAUAAGCGGCCGAGCCGCCCACGUACUCAAGAAGCUCGAGGCCAAUUCCAGCGAGCCCUGGCUCGUGGAGAGGAUCACGGGCCUGGACCCGGCCCGACAGUGCUUCAACUGGACCGACGCGUCGUGCAAGCUGUCGCGCGAGCACGCGCCCUUCGUCGACGUCAUACACACCAACGGCAAGAACUCGUUCUAUCUGGGCCUGGGCAUGUACCGGCCGCUCGGCCACGCCGACUUUUAUCCCAACGGCGGCAGAAUACAGCCCGGCUGCGAGGAGAUCGAUCCGUCCUUCUGGGCGUUCCUCACGCUGCCGGCUGCGAAGAUCAAAGAGACGAUAUGCAAUCACGGGCGAGCCUAUCGCUACUUCACCGAGUCCAUCGUGAGCGCCACUCGAAGUAGCAAUUGCACCUUUCACGGCUACUCCUGGGACAUGAACUUGCAAAACGUCGUGAACUUGCUCGACACUCGAUGCCAGGAGGAGGAUCACCUGUGCGCGAGAAUGGGCAUUCACUCGGUGCUGGACUAUCCGAAGAACAAUACCGGUGUUUACUUCGUGCCCAUGGGCAUGGAGCCACCGUUUUGCGAUUUGGAAGAAGAUUACCGUGCGAGAAUCAGCGAGGAUAUAGAGCAGGCGAAGCUUGGUUUCAGAAGAAAACGUUGAUCAUAUGGGGCUUCAAGUAUUUUAGGGUACAAAAAAAAAAUUACAAUUCUCAGCGUAUUGGAGACUGCUAAACCUGUAUUGAACUUUUAUAUA